Messenger RNA from Lactuca sativa (garden lettuce), 1540 nucleotides. Its product is annotated as NAD(P)-binding Rossmann-fold superfamily protein. NCBI's taxonomy places the organism in Eukaryota, Viridiplantae, Streptophyta, Magnoliopsida, Asterales, Asteraceae. Gene Ontology annotation, cellular component: cytoplasm; cytosol. Gene Ontology annotation, molecular function: UFM1 activating enzyme activity. The record is from RefSeq and is a predicted model, not a curated record. Gene Ontology annotation, biological process: protein ufmylation.
AAAAGGGGAAUUAACAACGGCAGCAAGACAGGCAUCAUCGUUGUAACAGCUGCAGUGCCAAGCCAAACUCCUGCUCUUCACCAAGAGAUCCUGCACUCAAUCGAUCGACGCCGAGGGAAUCAAAAGCAGUAGCAGCUAUGGAGGUGGAAUUGAAAGGGAUGUUAACCGAUCUCCAAAAUCUCAAGACUUCAUUGUCGGAUCCAUCUCAUCAAGCUUCCAUUGAUCAAAUUCGAUUGCGAGUAGAGAAUCUCACCAGUCUUGCAAUGGCUGGAUCAACUCGCCGAUCAAAAGUCAAGGAUAUGAGUGCAGAGGUUGUAGACAGCAACCCUUAUAGCAGGCUCAUGGCACUGCAGCGGAUGGGUAUUGUGGACAAUUACGAAAGAAUACGAGAUUUUUCAGUUGCCAUAGUUGGUAUUGGUGGGGUAGGGAGUGUUGCUGCUGAAAUGCUUACAAGAUGUGGUAUAGGUCGUCUUUUGUUGUAUGAUUAUGACACAGUGGAAUUAGCCAACAUGAAUAGGCUAUUUUUCCGACCUGAACAGGUUGGUAUGACUAAGACUGAUGCUGCUGUUCAAACUUUAUCAGAAAUAAAUCCGGAUGUGGUUCUUGAGAGUUUUACCAUGAACAUAACAACAGUUCAAGGUUUUGAAACUUUUGUUUCAAGUCUCAAAAACAAAUCUUUUCGCCAAGAUAAACAAGGCACUGGAGUUGAUCUUGUUUUGAGCUGUGUAGAUAAUUAUGAAGCAAGGAUGGUUGUAAAUCAGGCUUGCAAUGAACUGAAUCAGACUUGGAUGGAAUCUGGUGUGUCUGAGGAUGCUGUUUCAGGUCACAUACAGUUACUGAUACCUGGAGAAACUGCUUGUUUUGCAUGUGCUCCUCCUUUGGUUGUAGCAUCUGGGGUGGAUGAGCGAACACUUAAGCGUGAAGGAGUGUGUGCUGCAUCUUUGCCUACUACUAUGGGGGUUGUUGCUGGGCUAUUAGUCCAGAACACACUCAAGUUCUUGUUGAAAUUCGGACAGGUCUCACCCUACUUGGGAUACAAUGCUCUAAAAGAUUACUUCCCAACAAUGUCAAUGAAGCCAAAUCCUCAAUGUUCAAAUGGACCUUGCCUAGAGCGACAGAAAGAAUACAUGGUUGUGAAGCCUGCAAGGGAUGCAGCUGCUAAAGCAAAGAUGGAGGAAGAAUUAUCAACAAUAGAAAUCCCAAUCCAUGCAGAGAAUGAAUGGAAUAUAAGUGUUGUUGAUGAUUGCGAGGUUGAUGUUGUAAAUGCACAAACUUCAGAUGUGCUUCCGGAAGGUCUUACCCGGGAGCUUCCGGAUGCAGAUGUGUAUCAGCAGCCAACGGUCUCAAAAGAAAGUGUGGAGACUGUUGAUGAUCUUGAAGAUCUCAAAAGACAACUCGAGGCUCUUCAUGCUGACUAGUUUUCUGAUUUUAGUAUACAAAAUUGACUGAUAAAAACAACAAUUUUGGCUUAUUCCUACUUUUCGUUUUCAUAUUUUAGACUUGUUUUUAAUUUUAUAAAAACUUAAUACUCUUUUCUUUA